UUGGUGUGCGGGUGCAAAAGGACAACAAGGAGAGGGUGGACGAAGAUAGUAGGUGGGCGCAACGUAGCUAUUGCAUUAUCAAGUCAUCUGGUCAGCGUUGGCUGCUCCCCCUUUAACGUCUAUGUGGGUUGGUGGUUCUUGAAUUUGGACACCGAAAUCUCUCUCUUCUAUAUAUAAUAGUUAUGCGAGUGAUGAGAUGCAAAUCAACUACCCUUUUACACUUGCGAGUUGAGCUCCGCACAAGCAACGCCCAUCCUGUCCAUCAAAAUCCCCAUAUUAUAUUUUCGUCAUCUGGGUUGUGUGUGUGAGAGAAGUUGAGUCUUUGCCAUGGCGGAAGUGGACAACAAGCAAGUCAUAUUCAAAGGGUACACAGAAAAUGUCCCGGAAGAAUCAGAUAUGGAGCUCAAGGUUAGCAAAAUUAAGCUCGAGGCUCCAAAAGGGUCGGGAGCUUUUCUGGUCAAGAAUCUGUACCUCUCCUGUGACCCUUACAUGAGAGGCCGUAUGCGUGAUUUCCGUGACUCUUAUAUCCCCCCCUUUGUCCCUGGUCAGCCCUUGGAAGGAUUUGGUGUAUCCAAAGUUAUAGAUUCUGAUAAUCCAGCUUUCAAGCCUGGCGAUUUGGUUUCAUUGAUUACUGGCUGGGAAGAAUAUAGCUUGAUUCACAGAACCGAGCAGUGUAGGAAAAUUGAUCCAGAUGAAAUCCCUCUCUCAUACCAUCUUGGUCUUCUUGGUAUGGCAGGUUUUACUUCAUAUGCAGGAUUCUUUGAGGUCUGCUCCCCUAAGAAAGGGGAAUUUGUCUUUGUAUCUGCAGCUUCUGGAGCCGUGGGUCAGCUUGUUGGCCAACUUGCCAAGUUGCAUGGUUGCUACGUGGUUGGAAGUGCUGGCACAAGUCAAAAGGUUGAUCUACUGAAGAAUAAGCUUGGAUUUGAUGAAGCUUUCAACUACAAGGAAGAGCCAGACUUUGAUGCGGCAUUGAAAAGGUACUUUCCACAAGGAAUUGACAUUUACUUUGAUAAUGUGGGUGGGGAUAUGCUCGAUGCUGCACUUCUUAACAUGAGGAUUCAUGGCCGGAUUGCCGUUUGUGGGGUGGUAUCCCAGCAGAGUUUCACUAAGCCACAAGGAAUUUUUAACUGGUUCAAUCUCAUAACGAAGCGCAUCAGGAUGCAGGGAUUCCUGCAACAUGAUUACUUGCACCUAUACCCACGCUUCUUGGAAUAUGUCAUCACUAACUAUAAGCAAGGGAAAAUUGUUUACAUCGAAGACAUGAAUGAAGGCUUGGACAGCGCUCCAGCUGCCUUUGUUGGGUUAUUUUCUGGCAAAAAUGUUGGCAAACAGGUCAUUCGUGUCGCCCACGAAUGAUUAUCUCCUGGAGUGAGUUCCAAUAAGAUUGUGUUAUAUUAACAUAGAGGCAAAGAAACUUCCUUCUAGUUUAUGAAUCCAUUAUAGCGAAGUUGAAAGAAUUUAGAGCUUUAUGGCUCUCACUGAGAUGAUCUUCCAUGGAUAUUAUUGAUGGAUCAGAAAUAAAAAUGUGUGGUAUCAUUACUGAGUUUGUAUC
Molecule: messenger RNA, 1552 nt
Organism: Carya illinoinensis
Lineage: Eukaryota; Viridiplantae; Streptophyta; Magnoliopsida; Fagales; Juglandaceae
Product: 2-alkenal reductase (NADP(+)-dependent)-like
Exons: 5
Coding region: 328-1356 (342 amino acids)
Molecular function (GO): oxidoreductase activity, acting on the CH-CH group of donors, NAD or NADP as acceptor
Source: RefSeq, a predicted model, not a curated record